This is a messenger RNA of Struthio camelus australis, 7966 nucleotides long. Lineage: Eukaryota; Metazoa; Chordata; Aves; Struthioniformes; Struthionidae. The record is from RefSeq and is a predicted model, not a curated record.
AUGGCAAGUGAAACCUGUCCCCCUUUGAGUGUGGUUGACAGUGCAAGGCAGGCUUUUCCUACCUGCUGGAUUGGUGAAUCUCAAACCAAAUUUCCAGUGCACGUUACUGCAUCUGCCUCCCCUGGCCUCAUCGAAGUGGGUUAUGUUAGAAAAUACGCUGUGACACUCUUCUCCUUUGAUAUUUUCAUGAGCGCUACCCCAGACUAUCCUGUUGGUGUAAUCAGAUGUCCAAUAUGCCGCCAAGAAUGCAGACAGAUAGACCUGGUGGAUAACUACUUUGUAAAAGACACAUCAGAAACGCCAAGUAGCUCCGAUGAGAAAUCAGAACAGGUUUGUACAAGCUGUGAAGAUAAUGCUAGUGCUGUUGGGUUUUGUGUGGAAUGUGGGGAAUGGUUGUGCAAAACUUGCAUAGAAGCUCAUCAGCGAGUAAAAUUUACUAAAGAUCAUAUGAUCAGGAAAAAAGAGGAUGUAUCUUCAGAGGCCGUGGGAGCAUCUGGUCAACGUCCAGUUUUCUGUCCUGUCCACAAGCAGGAACAGUUAAAACUUUUCUGUGAAACAUGUGACAGGCUGACCUGCAGAGACUGUCAGCUACUGGAACACAAAGAACACAGGUAUCAAUUUCUGGAAGAAGCUUUUCAGAACCAGAAGGGUGCAAUUGAGAACUUGUUGGCCAAACUUCUUGAAAAGAAGAAUUAUGUAAAUUUUGCAGCUACCCAAGUUCAGAAUAGGAUAAAAGAAGUAAAUGAAACUAACAAACGAGUAGAACAGGAAAUCAAAGUGGCUAUAUUCACCCUCAUCAAUGAAAUCAAUAAAAAGGGAAAAUCUCUCUUACAGCAGCUUGAGAAUGUAACAAAGGAGAGACAGAUGAAGUUAAUACAACAGCAAAAUGACAUCACUGGUCUUUCGCGGCAGGUGAAGCAUGUGAUGAACUUUACCAAUUGGGCCAUUGCAAGUGGCAGCAGUACUGCUUUGCUUUACAGUAAACGGCUGAUAACGUUCCAGUUACGUCAUAUUUUAAAGGCACGUUGUGAUCCUGUCCCAGCUGCCAAUGGAGCAAUACGCUUCCAUUGUGAUCCUACGUUCUGGGCAAAGAAUGUCGUCAAUUUAGGUAACCUUGUUAUUGAAAACAAACCAACUCCUAGUUACACUCCUAAUGUAGUAGUUGGACAGGCUCCCCCAGGAACAAACCAUAUCAACAAAACUCCAGGACAAAUAAAUCUAGCGCAGCUUCGACUUCAGCAUAUGCAGCAGCAGGUGUAUGCACAAAAACAUCAGCAACUGCAGCAGAUGAGGAUGGGACAGCCGGCUGGGUCAGUUCCCAGACAAACGGGUCCUCAAAUAUUACAGCAGCAGCCUCCCAGGUUGAUCAGCAUGCAGACCAUGCAGAGGGGUAACAUGAACUGUGGGGCUUUCCAAGCACAUCAGAUGAGAAUGGCUCAGAAUGCUGCUCGUAUACCAGGAAUACCACGCCACAAUGGACCACAAUACUCCAUGAUGCAACCGCACCUCCAAAGACAACAUUCUAACCCUGGACAUGCGGGGCCUUUUCCAGUUGUUUCUGUGCACAACAACACUAUUAAUCCAACUAGUCCUACUACAGCAACAAUGGCAAAUGCAAACCGUGGUCCUACAAGUCCAUCUGUUACAGCAAUUGAACUCAUUCCUUCUGUAACAAACCCGGAGAAUUUACCUUCCCUGCCAGAUAUCCCACCCAUCCAGCUUGAAGAUGCUGGUUCAAGUAAUUUAGAUAACCUUCUAAGCAGAUAUAUUUCAGGCAGCCACCUACCCCCACAACCUACAAGUACCAUGAAUCCCUCCCCAGGACCUUCAGCACUAUCUCCAGGGUCAUCAGGUUUAUCCAACUCCCACACUCCUGUGAGGCCACCUAGUACUUCUAGCACAGGUAGCAGAGGAAGCUGUGGCUCCUCAGGCAGAACUGCUGAGAAAACUAGCAUGAACUUCAAGUCUGACCAAGUGAAAGUCAAGCAGGAGCCAGGGACAGAGGAAGAGAUAUGCAGUUUCUCAGGAACAGUGAAGCAGGAAAAAACAGAGGAUGGCAGAAGGAGUGCUUGCAUGCUUAGCAGUCCUGAGAGCAGCUUGACACCACCGCUGUCCACUAACUUGCAUCUGGAAAGUGAAUUGGAAGGCUUAGGAAGUCUUGAAAAUCAUGUAAAAACUGAACCAGCAGAAUUAAGUGAAAGUUGCAAACAGUCGGGACAUAGCCUUGUAAAUGGAAAAUCCCCCGUGCGAAGUCUAAUGCAUCGAUCAGCUAGAAUUGGAGAAGGCAAUAACAAAGAGGAUGAUCCAAAUGAGGACUGGUGUGCUGUAUGCCAAAAUGGAGGGGAUCUAUUAUGCUGUGAAAAGUGCCCAAAAGUGUUCCACCUGACUUGUCAUGUACCAACACUCCUCAGCUUUCCAAGUGGGGAGUGGAUAUGUACGUUCUGCAGAGAUCUAAGCAAACCAGAGGUAGAAUAUGACUGUGACAAUUCGCAACACAGUAAGAAGGGGAAAACAGCACAAGGCCUCAGUCCUGUGGACCAAAGGAAAUGUGAACGUCUCCUGCUUUACCUGUAUUGUCAUGAGCUGAGCAUUGAAUUUCAAGAGCCAGUCCCAGCCUCGAUACCAAACUACUAUAAAAUUAUAAAGAAACCAAUGGAUUUAUCUACAGUGAAAAAGAAACUGCAAAAGAAACAUUCUCAACAUUACCAAACUCCUGAGGAUUUUGUGGCAGAUGUCCGGUUGAUCUUCAAGAACUGUGAAAGGUUUAAUGAAAUGAUGAAAGUUGUUCAAGUUUAUGCAGAAACACAAGAGAUUAAUUUGAAGGCUGAUUCAGAAGUAGCACAGGCAGGGAAGGCAGUUGCGUUAUACUUUGAAGAUAAACUUACAGAGAUCUACCCAGACAGGACCUUCCAGCCUUUGCCUGAAUUUGAGCAGGAAGAGGAUGAUGGUGAAAUAACUGAGGACUCCGAUGAAGAUUUUAUACAGCCACGUAGAAAACGUCUAAAAUCAGAUGAGAGACCAGUGCAUAUAAAGUAAUCUAAUGAUAUGGACCUAACUUUAUUGUAAAAACUGUUAUUUAAAUGUUCCUGGAAUAUUAUCAUGCCUACAGUGGCCAUCUUGAGGAAGCUGAUAGCUUUUUAAACAGUAUUAGAUGACAAAAAACACUUGUACAGAAAAGGAUUCUCAUCAAAAGGGGAAAAAAAUGUAUUGUAAAUUUUUUGUUCUCGAUUAUUUGACAUUUCCUUUUCUUUUCCUGAUGGGGGGGAGGGGCAUACUCAUUCUGGUCUCACAGAAAAGAGGUGAAUGAUGUUGAAGAGAAGCAGAUUUGAAAAGAGGUGCUCCUUGUACAGAUAAGACUGUCAUACUGCUUAGUAAGAUGUUCUGCAAGACUGGACCAAUACAGUUACUGUAUCUUGCUUUCAUGCUGGACUGCAGUGUAAACUGUAAAAAAUGUUCCUAAAAUCCCCUUUUUGUGUGAAUUUAAGUGUGUGUUGGGCCAUUGGUUUUAUCAUCUCAUUUAAGUGAUAUUGUGAGUAACUGAUCUUCUGUGUUGAUGCAAGUAUCUAAACUUGACUUUCUUUACAACUUUUUAUGUAUAGAAAAAAAAUCAUUAAACUGUUCUGAAUUGGCAAGUGCAGGAGUGUGAGUUCUUGGCAGAUGCAGGACUAAACUGGUUGCAACUGUUGCUUUUUAGUAGGGCUAAGUAUAUUUAUUAAGAAUCCUGUACACAGAACAUUUUAAUGGAGUUCAUGACAGAAUUCUUGGCAUUGUAUCAUCUGUCCCCGAUCCCCCUAAUGAGGCAGAAUGUUAUCUCCAGUAUUCAUUAUCCAAUUUUCUGUACUUAAAAUAUAGACUGAAGAGGUAAUACCUGGUUGGUUUUUUUUCCAGUCUUCCUAAAUAUCAGUUUCUAAUAGACCACUUGGCAAACAAUAACGUAUUGACUACCAAAUGUGUAAAAUUUCCUGUAUUCACUUUGUCUUAUUUGUAAAUAGUGAACUGAGAUUUCUUGCAGAUCAGCAACAUUUGCUGAACUGUUUUUAAGCUAAUAUGUAUUCUUAUUAAUUGUUCCUAUCAAGAAAAGAUUUGUAAUAUAUGCUGUCUAUUUCUAACAUUGCAUUCAUAUUGAGGUUCUAUCUUAUUUUUAUUAGAGUACUAUUCAGAACUUUCUUCAGAAGCAGCUCAUGAGUGAAAUGUCUAGAAAGAUUGGAAUAAACCUGUUAGGAUUAGGUUAUUUACUCAUCCAUAAAAUGAAGCACUUGCACAGACCUGGAUUUGGAGUUGAGUGGUUUCUGGUCAAAUACUGAAAACAACAAUUUUCCUAUUCCUCUAAACCCUGCAGCAGGCAUUUCUGCAGUGCCUUCCCGUUGCACGCUGCCGUCGUUGCAGCAUUUCUGGUUAGAAAUGAGGUCGUGGCAAAGUAAUUAUGCUUUGAGCAGUUAUUUUUUCCUUUACUGAACUGAAGUCAAUACUAGAAACAAGAAAUGUAAUUUCUAACUUUCAUGUAGAUCUUGUUAAAGUAAGAUGAAGAAAUCCUGUGUAAUCAGAUGAGGUCAAGUUGACAGAUUGUAAAUUUGCCAUAAAAUUUUAUGUGAAUACAGCAGUUCUGUGGUAAAUCACUGGGGGUUUAAUAUAUCCAGCAUGAGCAAUUCCUGUGGCUGUUCAUUGGUAUGUACUUUACCAUAAUGGUAAAGAUAAAUAUUUUUAGCACAAUGUAUCAAAUUGAGAAAUGCUCUGAGAAAUUUUUAUGCAAAUCACGAUUUGAUUUCUUUUUAUAUAGAGCAAAGUAUAUAUACAUUGUGACUAUACCUCUCACAGUAAACAAGGGGACUGAAGGUAUUCAUAACUUCAAGCUCACUUCUUUAUCUUAUGCAGAUAUUACACUUGACUCAAACUGAUUUUUUUGUUGUCGUUCGGAUAUUAAGAGCGCCUAUUUAAAUUUAGUUUUUACCAGUUUGUGAAAGGAAAAGUCAUCCUACUUAAACAUACAUAUAUUAAGUUGACACACAGCAAAAACUUUGCCAGUAGAAAAGGGUGAAAUGUAUGAAUAGGACACUAAUAAUAACAAGGGAUCAUUUAAUGGCUCAGUGUAUUGCCUAUUUAUGCAUUUCUAGUUUCUCAGCUUCUUUUUGCAAAGGAAUAUUAUUAAAAUUACAAUAAAAAUAAGAUUCUGUGAAUUCUCUUCAAUUGGGGUUACUAUUUUUAUGGCACUUAAGCACUCUAGGUUCUGUAGCUGCAGGUCUCAACUUUUUAACUGUUCGCUUUGUGAGGCUCUAGUCGUUGCUUAAAGUAUUGCAGGUACCUCCUGCCUGAACGGGAGCUCAGGACAAGUGUGGUGGCAUCCCAGGUUGGGUCCUGCAGCAGGGAAGGGAUCGUGGCACAAAGCCGCGGUUCGGGGGAGCGCGUGCUCCCGGGCUGCUGCGAGCACUGUAGCGUCUCUUUUCCUCCCAGACCCCAGGUACCAGACAAGAUUUGUCUAACUUUGUAGUCUUGCCAGGUGUAGCCUGUAUUCCACUAGUUCACUUGCAAACCACAAGUAAUGUUAAGCUUUGAUCUUGAUUAGAGUUCAAGCUUUACUCUUGCACGUAACCCAGUGAACUUCCAAAACUGAUCCUUCUAUUCAGCUCAUCGGGGUUCAGUGGUGUAAUUUAUGUGGAGUUUUGAACUGUGUGCAAGAAAUCUUAAGUGUUUCUUUUAUAUAAAAGAAAUGAAAGAACAUUCUCAUUUUUGUUCUCCAUUUUGGAACUCCAAAUACAGUAAUUGAAUGAUCGUUUGGAACUAGCUAGGGUCUGUUCACAAAGAUUCAGAAGGAUAGGUGAGCUCUGUUGAUACAUUUCCCAAUCCCAUAGUCUGUAAAAAUUCGUCAUAGAACUGGUCAGCGUUUGCUCAACCAAAACAGCUUUUGGGGGCCGCGUUGUAUGUAACUUGGUCAAGAGCAAACGCGUGGGUUAUGCAUUAACAGGCCCCUGGGUUAGUCUCGCAUCUUCUCCUUGCUGGGUGAUGCACGUGUGGUGUGCGCAGGUGACGGUGUGUGUUACCGUGGGAGUUAGAACAUGGCUUACGUUAAGAAUGAAACUUUGGCAGAUAAAAGACGUGGUGGAUGCAGGCUGCGUGCCAGCUGGUCUGUCUGCAUGACUGCAGUUCUCUGACACGACAGCAAGAAGAUAGUCUGGCACUUGAUGUAACUAUAUGCUCUAACUUAAGAUGCUUUUGUAAAAAGAUCAUUCAUGUCUCAAUUUUUGUUGUAAAUGACCCUGAGGUUUAAGUUAAUCCAAAGAAGUAAAAGGCAACUUGCUUUGAAAUAGGAGUGAAAAGUGUACAGUGUGCUACUUGUGGACUUCUCAAUUACCUCAGCAGGUAUCCUGCCAUGUAAUUACUAGUGAUUAGUGCUAAUUUAACCAGCUAAAUAGGUUCAGGUCUUUUGUUUAACUGUGCCCUGGAAUUAAGUGGCCUACAGUAUAAUAUGGCUGAGUUACUAUCCAAGAAAAAGGGUGUUCCCCAAACUUUUGAGAGUAGAAAUGUGCUAUUAAGUGUGGAUAACUUGUUUCUUGUGAAAUGUCACCAUUGCUGUUACUUGUGACAUUUGACUGUGUCAGCAUAUUCAACACUGGAUCAAUGAAAUGUUUUAUAAACAUUUCUGCAAGCCACUAGAACAGAAGUCUUUAAAAUUAGCUCAAAUUUACCAUUCUGUUGUAUAGCCUAGUUUAUUGGCUGACCCUCUCUAAGCUUAGGUAAUGGCAACAGUGUUUUGAAGCUGUGUGUAUGAUGUACUGGGAGUAGGCUUUUUCUUGUUUUUCUUAUUCUCUUCCUUGGAAAAAGCAAUAAAACUGCUUUGUCUGUUGCCUAUUAGCAUGACAGGAAUCCUUUCCUUUGGAUAGUGAUUUUAUAGGAAAGUUUGUAUGCAUAUCACCAAGUCUAGCUUUUAAAAAUAAAGUGUGCAGGAGUUAUUGAUGAUAUAGUGUGGCAUUUUAUUUUAAAAAUUGGGGAAAGUUACAUAUUUUUUUAAAAAGUAGGUGUUUGAGUAAAUAAUGGAGGUACUUUUUUAAAAAAAAUUUAUAUGCCACAGUUUACAUAGACAUAUUUCAGACUGAACAUAUGCAUUGUAUCUUCAGAUAUGGUGAUUUCUUUUAUUUUCUCAAAAUGCAUGUACAGUAACUCUUCCAUCUAGUUCCUGUGUUUGUCUAUGGGGAUUCUACUUUAUAUGCUUUCUAAUGUAUCUAAAUUGGUUUUCAAAAAUGGCAGUUAAUUUGGGUAUCUUUAUUAUAAAUGAACUAUUAAAUGUAUGAAAUGCAGUUUUGGCCUUUUCUAUUGAGUGAUCUUACAGCUUAAGGCUACUUUCUUUAGAAUUCAUUGAAUUUGUACAAGGCAAGGUACUAGAACAGUUUUCCAAGUUUGACUUGUUGCAGCAUUCACUCUAGAGUGUGAGCUACGUUUCAAAAAACAGAAUAGAGACUGCAAGUCUGCUAAUGGCCUGCAAAUGGGGGUAUUUCUUAGGUUCAGAACACCAUGAAAUAUGUAUAUAAGCCUAUGAAGAUUUGUGCAGUUGAAAGCCUGUUUUACAUGUAAACAUACUCAUGGAAGGGUUAAGUUCAUGGCAUUCUUUGAUUAUUUCUUGCUUCCAGUAAUUAAACUGGUACUUUUUUGCACAUAGUAAACUUUGCUCAUCUUUUAAUAUGAUUCUUCAAAAAAAGUGCUGUUUCUGUGGUAUUGUAUUAUCUGAAUAAUCAUAUUUAACUUUUUUUUUUUUUAAACAAGGUUACAGUUUCUAAUUGUUCUGUUCCUGUGUUUUUGCUGGUGUGUAAUAAAAAAGUUUUUUCUUUCCAAUGGUUAUUUAAUACAUUAGCUGCCUGUAAAUAUUUCUUGUUAAAUACUCUGGAAUGUGGUGUAGAAGUUGUACUAGAUCAGUUUAAAACAUUGUUUGAAAACCAUUUUGUUUCGGUUAUUUCUAUUAAAUUAGAAAAAUGAAGAA